Molecule: messenger RNA, 2220 nt
Organism: Haemorhous mexicanus (house finch)
Lineage: Eukaryota; Metazoa; Chordata; Aves; Passeriformes; Fringillidae
Gene: AIRE
Product: autoimmune regulator
Exons: 11
Coding region: 440-1972 (510 amino acids)
Biological process (GO): humoral immune response; regulation of transcription by RNA polymerase II
Cellular component (GO): nucleus; cytoplasm
Molecular function (GO): DNA-binding transcription factor activity, RNA polymerase II-specific; translation regulator activity; DNA binding
Source: RefSeq, a predicted model, not a curated record
GCUCUUACUUCCCACAUGCUCCUGCAGCUGAGUUUCUGGAUGAGAGAAGCAGGUCCUGCGGAAAGUCCAGAAAUUUUGGGAGAUGCCUGGGUGACCGCAGAUAUGAGAGAGGUGGGGGUGCCUCGCCAGGACCUCACUGAGCCCCUCUCCCUGGUCCCCCGGGGUGGUCCCCGCGGAUUGGGUGUCCUUCACCAGCGGCACAGCCGACCCCACGCCGGCUGCUGCCGCCCCGAGCUGGGGAGGUGCCUGACCUCGAGCCCGGGGCUGGGGCGUGGGGACAAGCCCAGCGCCUGCCCGCGCAGGAGGGACGGGCUCAGGUUACGGCCUCGUACAGAAAUGAGUGGGGCUGCGGGACUCCAAUGAGGUUUCUGGUGCCGCGGCCGAGGUGUAUUAAAGGGGAGUGCACGGGUGGCUGAGGGCUCCGGCAGUGCCCCCGGCCAUGGCGGGCCCGGGCAGCGACGGGGACCUGCGGCGCCUGCUGAAGCUGCACCGCACCGAGAUCGCCAUGGCAGUGGAUGACGUCUUCCCACUGCUGCAUGGCCUAGCUGACCACGAUGUCGUCCCUGACCACAUCUUCAAGGAGACGCUGAGCCGGGCGGAGCGGGAGGGCUCCCACCGCGCUUUCCACGCGCUGCUCACCUGGCUGCUGGGCCGCGACACUGCCGCCGUCCGGGACUUCUGGGCCGUCCUCUUCAAGGACUACAACCUGGAGAGGUACUCCCGGCUCCGGCCUCUCCGCGGCGCCUUCCCGAGAGGUAAUAGGGUCUCAGGUGGGACCGGCACCCCCGGGGGCUGGCAGUGGGCAGGGGUGACAGCCGGGGUGCUGGUGCCUCUCCCAGUCCCUGUUGUUCUUGCAGAGGUGGAGCUGGGGCGGCAGCGCCGUGGAAGGCGUCUCUCCCCGAGCCCCACAGCACCGGCCCCACACAGACCCCAGGGCAAGAGGAAAGCCCCUGAGGAGCGGGACAAGGCCCGGGCGGCACAGCCCGCUCCGCGGCACAGUGCCAGUCCUGGGCCCCUGGUGAAGGCAAAGACUGUGAAGAAGCCAGAGGGCACAGAUACCCCCCGCACCUCUCGAGCCAGCACUCUCCAGGCAGUGGCUGCCUCCAUGCAGAGAGCAGUGGCUGUGGCAGGUGGUGAGGCGCCCAUCAGCCGUGGGACCAUCGAGGGCAUCCUCAUUAAACACGUGCUGGACCCAAACAGCUCCAAGACAGGCAGCAGAGCUGGUGACAAGCCAUAUACCCCAACUGCCUGCGAGGAGCCAGAGGCCAGGAGCAGAAGCCACAGUCUGAAGCCCCCUGCCCAGCCCAAGGCAUGCCAAAGUAACAGGGAACCCCAGUUGCAGCCCCAGGGCCAGCUGCAAGCAGUCACUGUCUACAGCCAGGACCCUGUGCCCCACCAGGAGAAUGAGGAUGAGUGUGCAGCAUGCGGUGAUGGUGGUGAGCUCAUCUGCUGUGACGGCUGCCCCAGGGCCUUUCACCUUGCCUGCCUGGUGCCCCCGCUGCCCCACGUCCCCAGCGGGACAUGGCGAUGUGGCUCCUGUGUGGAGAACGUGACUGAACCAGGCCAGCUGCUGGAGGCAGACUUGCCUGUGGAGAGACCCCCCGAGCUCCUGGGGGAGGUGGCGCGGGACACCCAGCCAGGUGGAAUGGAGGAAAGUGUCUGCAGCCGCUGCUGCACCCGGAUCCCCACUCCCCACCACUGUCCUGCUCCCAGUGGGGACCCCAGGGGACUACAGCUCUGCACGUCCUGCACGGGCACCCUGAACACUGGAGGUCUGGGCACCACUGCAGCAGCUGGAGACCAACUGCUUCCAGCAGCCAAGGCAGAGGAUGGAGCCCUUGGCAGUGACCCUGUGCUGAGCCGGGAAGAGCUUGAUGCACUGCUAGGUGAGAGCACGUGGGAUGGGAUCUUGCAGUGGGCAUUCCAGACCAUGGCACGGCCGCUGGCAGAAACACAAGGGCUCCUCGCCUAGUGCACAGACCAAGCAGCAGCCUUCACACGGCAAGUCAUGAGAAAGCAGGCUAUGAGACUACCGUAAAACAAGACAAGAGCAGGAAAAGUGACAGCAAAAAGAAGUGACAGAAAAAAAUAAUACCCGUCAAGAGAACAAUCCAAAAUGGCUCACACACAGAAAGACGGACAGCCACAUGCAGAGAAACUCAGCAGACAACAAGCCCAGUGAAAAUAUACAUAAAAAACAGGCCAGAGAAACUAUAAAAA